Molecule: messenger RNA, 1842 nt
Organism: Micromonas commoda
Lineage: Eukaryota; Viridiplantae; Chlorophyta; Mamiellophyceae; Mamiellales; Mamiellaceae
Exons: 2
Coding region: 1-1842 (613 amino acids)
Source: RefSeq, a predicted model, not a curated record
AUGACCGGCGCGGCCGAGCUGUGGACACUGAGCCGCGUCAUCGCCGCCGGCGAGGCUCUCGAAGGAGCGAGCCCCGGCGCGGGGAACGGCGCGGCGGGAUGCGUCCGUCGUGGCUUUGCGCUCGUUCGCGGACCGAUCGUCGGGCUCGUCACCCAACGCGAGCCCACGGGCGCGGUGCACUGCAAGGGCAGCGGCGAGACGGUGCCUCGCACCCAAUUAACCCUCGCGGAUGACACGCGCGAGGGCGCGCGCGUGGUGCUCUGGCGCACCCACGCGGGCGUCGACGUCGGCCCCGGAGACUUGGUGGCGUUCGAAUCCAUCCGCGCGAGAUGGAACGAGUGGGCAGACCGCGCAGAGGCGUGCACGGGGUGGGCAUCCGAAGUGACGGUCCUCGCGCGCGCGUCCGAUAUCCUCGGAAAGACGUCGCGACGGGGUGCCAACUUUUCCCCGAACAUCGACCGCGCCCGCGUGGAAGCCGUCCGCGCCUGGGCGAUACGCGAGCACGCGGGGCUCCUCGAGACCGCCGCGAACGCCGCCGAUGAGGCUGCGAUGGGAGGAGGAGGCGCCCGCCGCGACUCACUCGGCGCCGGCGUCAAGACCGUCACCGCCGGAUGGCUGCUCCGAGAUCCCCUCGCCGAGCGAGCGCUGUCGGUGCACUUUUUCGGCCGAUGCGUGGCCGAGUUCCGCGCGCCCUCGUCGACGGGCGCGCGCGCCUCGCGCCGGGUGGUGUGGCUCUCGCAGGGAACCGGCGAGUGCGUCGAGGCGACGCUGUUGCCGGAGGACGACGCGGGUGGAUGGAUACGGGAACGGGGCGACGCCGACGAGAAAUCGCUCGAGGGAAAGGCUGCCGGGAAUAACGUACUCGAGGGGAAGGCUGUUGGGAAUAACGUACUCGAGGGGAAGGCUGCUGGGAAUAACGUACUCGAGGGGAAGGCUGUUGGAAAGGUGCUCGAGCUCCUGCACGCCCGAGUCCGCGUGCUGCACUCCACGGGUCGACGGUGCCUGGUGGCGACGCGACCGGCGGUGGUGAUCGACCCGGCGAAUGACCCGCGCGCCGCGGAGGUUGUCGCCAGGUGCCCGACGGCGGAGGCGUCCGCGCGGUACCCGAGCGUGCACACGAUCUUCACCGCGCCGAGGGUGGACGCGCCGGUGGCGAGGUUCCUCGCGAGGGUGUCGUGGAUCCGCCUGCCCUCGCCGCGAGAAGAGACGGCCGCGAGCGGGGUGGCGGUGACCGGUCGGGCGGUGGUGGAUCGAUCGGCGGUGACCCGGGAGGACGUCGCCGCGUCGCUUCUCGCGUACGGGUGCGUCGAGUGCGGCCGGGAGCUUCGCGCCGACCCGGUCGACUCCGUCUACAGGCAGUGCGAGUGUCACUCCGGGUCGAAGGACUCGACCGGGUACGUCUGGAGGGGAAUCACGCUCGGCCUGACCGACGAUGGGGCGGCGCGUCGCGACGGGUUCGAGGACGACGACGACGACGGGUGGGACGAUCCGCGUUCGCGGCCCGGAAAGAGGAGAAAGAGGGCGGUGGUGGAAGCGCGCGUCGACGAUUCCGAGCUGUUGUCGAGGCUGCUGCUCGGCGUGACUCCGGGAGACGCGGCGUGGUCCAGGGACGCGGCGUGGUCCGGGGAUGAGGCGCGAUCCGGGGUCCUCGCGGAGGGAUGUUCGGGAUCCAGGAUCGACCACCUCGCCCUCGCGGCGGCUGCGAUCAACGCUCUCGCGCUCGGAGGUGAGAGGAACUCGCCGAUGGAGUGGAGCGUUCGGGUGCCGAGGCUGGACGAAAACGGCGUGCCGUUGCCGGGUCCGAUGGAGGUGCUCGGGUUCAACGCGGCGCGGGAAGCGUGA